Stylophora pistillata is the source of this 1230-nucleotide messenger RNA. RefSeq lists its product as uncharacterized. The record is from RefSeq and is a predicted model, not a curated record. NCBI's taxonomy places the organism in Eukaryota, Metazoa, Cnidaria, Anthozoa, Scleractinia, Pocilloporidae.
UCCCGGGCUGUUCUCGAAAAUGGCGGAUAGCAGGGUUUCAUCGUGGAAAGAAGACGAUCCCCUUAAAGGUGCACUGCAGAAGUAUGUCAAACAAGGCCUCAAACGCGAAGAAGCGAUCGAUUUUUUACGGAGAGACUUUCCUCAAUACGCCUGGAGUAUCCGAACACUCGACAGACGUUUACGCCAUUUCGAAGUUUAUUACAGGGAUGACACUGUUUCGGUUGAAGAUGUUAAAGAGGCUGUUAAAAAGGAAUUGGAAGGACCAGGAAAGCUAUUGGGAUAUAGAAGCAUGCACAAGAAAAUAAGACAAAAAUAUGACUUGUUAGUUACGCGAGAUCAAGUUUACGAUGUGAUGUCUGAUCUUUACCCCGAUGGACUUGCUGCUCGCGGAGGCGUUGGAGCUAAGAAGGCAAGGCGAAAGAAAGGAAACUUCUCUUCGAAAGGACCAAACUGGGUCCACUCCCUGGACGGUCAAGAUAAAUUAAUGGGUUUCCAAAAUUCCACUUUUCCGAUUGCUAUUUAUGGCUGCUUAGAUACAGCCAGCAGAAAGCUGCUAUGGUUGCGAGUUUGGAAUAAGAACUGUGACCCGCAAUUGAUUGGUCGUUGGUACUUGGAGCAUAUAAUGGAGACCAAGGUAAUUCCUGCAAUGAUCAGAAUCGACAAAGGUACAGAAACAGGCACCAUGGCCACAAUUCAUGCCUUUCUUCGUAGACAUCACACUGACGUUGUGGAUCCUGCAGACACAAUUUUGUAUGGUCCAUCAACUUCAAACGAAAUCGAAAGAUGGUGGAAAGAAUUACACGAAAGAAUGGAAAAAUUUUUCAAAAGUCAGUUAAGAUGGCUUAAAGAUCAAGGGCAUUAUGACCCACAUGAUGAUAUUGACAGGUGAGAAUGGGCAAGUCUCCCCCCUCCACCUCCGCCCACACGCACACAUACACAGGCUAUUCAUUUCAAGGUUUGUUUUUAAACUCCAAAAGUGACAUUGAGUUAUUGUUUUAGAAUAUGUUGCAGUUUUGCUAGGGCAUGGCACGUGGGUGAUUGAAAGCUCAAUCAACAUAAACAUUAUUUUGCCUAAAGUUAAUAUACAUACAUUUUUUAUAGCAAAUUAAUUAAUUUCUGUAUGAAUGCAAUAACACAUCCCCUCCCCCUAAAGCUUAUAUAUACUCGAGUCAAAUAGAUAUGGUUGAGGGGGCCCAGGAAAAAUUUUAGUUAGGGAACCCCCCCCCCCAA